AAAUACCAAAACAACAAAAUCUCACCAAAUCCUAAUUAAAUUUUAGAAAAUGAAACUAUCGGUUUACUUUGUAACCGUUUUCAUACUUGUCCUUCUCAUUCUACCAACGGCGAUCCCUCACGACUACUCCGACGCUCUUAGAAAGUCAAUCCUCUUCUUUGAAGGUCAACGCUCUGGUCGUCUUCCAAAGCAACAAAGGAUGGCAUGGCGAGGUAACUCCGGACUCAACGACGGCAGAAGCCUAAAUACCAACCUCGUUGGUGGUUACUACGACGCCGGAGACAACGUUAAGUUUCAUUUUCCGAUGGCUUUUACGGCCACGAUGCUUGCUUGGAGUGCUAUUGACUUCGGUAGUUACAUGUCUCCGAAUGAUCGUGGACAUAAUCUCGUUUCCCUCAAGUGGGCCACCGAUUACCUCCUUAAGACCGUUUCACAACUCCCUAAUCGCAUUUUCGUCCAAGUAGGUGAAGCACAACCGGAUCAUGAUUGUUGGGAAAGACCGGAAGAUAUGGACACGCCACGAACCGCUUUCGCCUUAGAUGCAUCAUAUCCAGCUUCCGAUUUAGCGGGCGAAAUCACAGCUGCUUUAGCAGCCGCUUCAAUUGCAUUCAAACAGUCAAAUCCAAGAUAUUCCAAAAUAUUACUCGAUAAAGCCAUACAAACGUUUAAGUAUGCAGAUUCACGUCGAGGUUCUUAUACCGAUAAUCCAGGGGUGAAUAAAGCCGUUUGCCCGUUUUACUGUAGUGUUAAUGGAUAUAAGGAUGAGUUGCUAUGGGGAGCUGCGUGGCUGAGAAGAGCAACGGGCUUAGACUAUUAUCUCACAUACUUAUUGAAUAAUCGUCAAGCUUUCGGUGCAAAUAACAAUUACUUGGAGUUUGGCUGGGACAACAAAGUUGGGGGUGUUAAUGUUCUCAUUGCCAAGGAAGUAUUUCAGAAGAAUAUGACCGUUUUAGCACCAUAUAAAGAUACCGCAGAGAAAAUGAUGUGUGCAUUUUUCCUAGAAACGACCGGUCCACACAUGAGUUACACUCCCGGUGAUCUCAUUUAUAAACAUGGAAGCAGCCAGCUCCAGAACACAGCUGCUUUGUCUUUCCUCCUCCUUACCUACGCAGAUUACCUCUCUAAAUCCUCUCAACAGCUCAGUUGUGGUAACCUCAAGUUUCAACCAGACUCUCUUCGCCGCAUUGUCAAAAGACAGGUAGACUAUGUUUUGGGAGAUAAUCCAAUGAAGUUGUCAUACAUGAUUGGGUACGGUGAGCGGUACCCACGACUGAUCCACCACCGUGGUUCGUCUAUACCGUCUGUUGCCAUUCAUCCGACUGCCUUCGGGUGCUUACAAGGAUGGACAAUUUUCUCAUCACCCAAUCCAAACCCCAACAUUCUUAUAGGUGCGGUGAUUGGCGGCCCUGACGUCGAUGAUAAAUUUAUUGGAGGUCGGACAAAUGCUAGCGAGACCGAGCCCACAACUUACAUCAAUGCACCUUUUGUUGGUAUCUUGGCGUACUUUAAAAGCAACCCCAAGUUCUCUUGAUUUUAGUUUCCUUUCCAACUUUGUAAAACAUAUAUGACAAAUAAAAAAAUGUACAUAUAUAUUGAU
Molecule: messenger RNA, 1597 nt
Organism: Camelina sativa (false flax)
Lineage: Eukaryota; Viridiplantae; Streptophyta; Magnoliopsida; Brassicales; Brassicaceae
Product: endoglucanase 23
Biological process (GO): carbohydrate metabolic process
Molecular function (GO): hydrolase activity, hydrolyzing O-glycosyl compounds
Source: RefSeq, a predicted model, not a curated record